AUGACAAGUUCAGCGGAAAUGACAACUGGGAAGAUAACUCCUGAAGUGCUGAAGGAGCUACUUCAGUACUACAAUCUCUCGCGUCAGGAGUUUAUUGAGACUUAUAACAUUCAACCGCUUGUUUAUAUUCCCGAACUUCCUGCUGGAGCGAAGACGACCUUUGUAAUUAUGUACACAAUCAUAUUCGUCUUAGCUUUAGUUGGAAAUAGUCUGGUUGUUUACAUUGUGGUGCGUAAACGCGCGAUGCAGACUGCUACCAAUAUCUUUAUAUGUUCCUUGGCGGUCAGCGACCUUCUCAUCACUUUCUUCUGCAUACCCUUCACCUUACUACAGAAUAUCUCCUCGGAAUGGCUUGGAGGUGUCCUAGUUUGCAAGACUGUCCCUUUUGUUCAGACCACGGCUAUUGUUACUGGCAUUCUCACCAUGACCUGUAUAGCUGUGGAGAGGUACCAGGGCAUUGUGUACCCUUUGAAAAUGAAGAGGCAAUACACACCAAAGAGGGCUUACAAAAUGCUGGGGCUUGUUUGGAUAAUAUCUGUCAUUGUAGGAUCCCCCAUGCUAUUUGUUCAACAGUUAGAGGUCAAAUACGACUUCCUGUACGAUCACCAUCACAUUUGUUGCCAGGAGAGGUGGAGGUCUCUAACACACCGACAGGUUUACGCCACCUUCAUCAUGGUGGCGUUAUUUCUCCUGCCUUUGGCUGCCAUGCUGUUUCUAUACACCCGGAUCGGUAUCGAGCUGUGGAUCCGUAAACGCGUGGGAGACUCCUCCGUACUCAGUACCAUGAACCACAGAGAAGUCAACAAGAUCUCAAGAAAAAAGAAGCGUGCUGUGAAAAUGAUGAUCACCAUCGUGCUGCUCUUCACCAUCUGCUGGGCUCCUUUCCACACGGUUCAUAUGUUGUUUGAGUACAAUGACUUGGAGAAGAACUAUGAUGAGGUGACGGUUAACAUGAUCAUUGCUGUGGUCCAGGCGAUAGGCUUCUUCAAUUCCUUCAACAACCCCAUCAUCUACGCCUUCAUGAAUGAGAACUUCAAGAAGAGCUGCGUGUCCACUCUGUCGGCCUGCCUGCGUCGGCCCAUCCGCAGGGGUGGUGCCCACCAGCAUUCCAACCCCAGCGUGCAGUUCAGAAAGCCCCUCAAACGGAGGGCGCUGAACGGAGAAGUCAUGGAUGCUGAGUCAAAGCUCAACAUCAACCAGAAUACAGUGUCUACCUCUUCUCAAGGAGAUAUCUCCACAGCGUUUGCAGUGGAGAAAGCCACCACUCUCCACACACAACUGCCCGCCAGUACCUCCUAUUCCACAUGA
This is a messenger RNA of Chanos chanos (milkfish), 1308 nucleotides long. It is a transcript of the gene qrfprb, whose product is annotated as pyroglutamylated RFamide peptide receptor b. Gene Ontology annotation, cellular component: plasma membrane. The transcript is spliced from 6 exons. Gene Ontology annotation, biological process: G protein-coupled receptor signaling pathway. The coding region runs from base 1 to 1308 and encodes 435 amino acids. Lineage: Eukaryota; Metazoa; Chordata; Actinopteri; Gonorynchiformes; Chanidae. Gene Ontology annotation, molecular function: neuropeptide Y receptor activity. The record is from RefSeq and is a predicted model, not a curated record.